Messenger RNA from Acanthochromis polyacanthus (spiny chromis), 797 nucleotides. RefSeq names its product C-C motif chemokine 3-like 1. Gene Ontology annotation, biological process: immune response; neutrophil chemotaxis; G protein-coupled receptor signaling pathway. Gene Ontology annotation, cellular component: extracellular region. The coding region runs from base 414 to 704 and encodes 96 amino acids. Gene Ontology annotation, molecular function: chemokine activity; CCR chemokine receptor binding. The record is from RefSeq and is a predicted model, not a curated record. NCBI's taxonomy places the organism in Eukaryota, Metazoa, Chordata, Actinopteri, Pomacentridae. The transcript has 3 exons.
UUGGACAGUAAAAUGGAAUUUAUUUUUGAAUCACAAAAUCUAAACUCUUCUGUGAGAACGCUGAGUACUAAGCAUGUCUAAAAACCUAUUUCUGAUUGGAAUUUAAAGUUUUUUUUCUGUUGUUUGUGUUCUUCUGCUUUCCGCUGACCGAGAUGCAGACGAGAUAAAAUCUGAGAAAGUCGUUCUGCUUUCUGUUUGGGACGGGCUUAAUCUCUGAGCUCAUCUGUGGUCGACUCUUUUCCUUCUCGUCGCUCAGAGUCAGUGUGCAGUGGAACAUGAGGAGGUGGUAGGGGAUUUUACGGAGGCGUCGUCCUUACGAUGGACAGGAUAUAAAUGGACUCACAUCAGCAUCACAUCAGCAUCACAGCAGACUGAACAAGAAGAAGAAGAUCAUCCUCCAGACCUCCAGCAUCAUGAAGACUUUGUGUUUGACUCUGCUGCUGCUCUCAGUCUGGUGCUGCUGCGAUGCCAUGCUUGAUGGGGUGAGGCUCAAUACAGCUCCUGGAAACUGCUGCUUCAACUUCUAUACUCGACCUUUACGUGCAAACGUGUCCAACGUCAUCAAGACCCACAGCUCCUGCCUCAGACCGGCCUUCAUAGUCCAGACGGUUAGAGGGAAACAGAUCUGCUACAGUCAGACGUUCCAGUGGGCUCUGGACCAAUACCAGAAGAUCAACACCCCUGAAGGCAGCGGCGGACGCUGAACACCUGCUGUUUAAUCCUGUCAUACAUGAACGUCUGGUUUUACAGACUGAAAGACUUGUUUUACAUAUUUAAUAAAACAGAAUUGAUCUUAA